This is a messenger RNA of Epinephelus lanceolatus (giant grouper), 3042 nucleotides long. NCBI's taxonomy places the organism in Eukaryota, Metazoa, Chordata, Actinopteri, Perciformes, Serranidae. The record is from RefSeq and is a predicted model, not a curated record.
AUGAGGACAGAUCAGAAGUUGUCCUCUUUGUCCCGCUUCCAGCUGGUUCAGAACACUGCUGCCAUGCUCCUCACAGCCCUUAAUGGUCUGGCCCCAUCCUACAUCUCAGACCUUCUAACCCCCUAUUCUACCCCCAGGUCCCUCAGGUCAGCUGACCUGGGGCUCCUGGCUGUCCCACGCUCCAGACUUAAGCUCAGGGCAUUCUCUGCUCCUCCUCCUGUGUCCCCUCUUUCACCUCCUCCUUGUGCCUCCUCUUCCCCCUCUGCUCCUUCUAUAGCUCCUCCUCCUCCCUGUGCCUCCUCUCCCUCCUCUGCUCCUUCUCUAAUUCCUCUUCCUCCUGUGGCCCUCCUUCGCCCUCCUCCAUCUUCUGUCCCACCUGCUUCUCUUUUUCCUUGUGCUCCCUCCUCGUGUCCUCCUCUUCCUCCCGUCUCCUUUGAUCCUUGCACUCCUCCUAAUUCUUCCUCCUUUUCUCCUCUUCCCUCUUCAUCUCCUCCUCUUCCUCCUUCCCUCCUUCCCUCACCUCCUGCCCCUCGUUCUGUCCCUUCUACUCCUUUUAUUUCACCUCCUCUUGUUGCUUCUUUUUUUCUUCGUCCUCCUUGUUCUUACCCUUCUCCUCUUUCUUCAUCAUCCUCCUCCACCACUCCUGUCUCCUCCCUUCCUCCUCCUCCUCCUUCCCAUUUGUCUUGUCUUUCUUCUUCAUCUCCUCCUGUCCCUUUGUUCCUCCAUCCCUCACCUCCUCAUUCUGUUUCUGUCUCUCCCUCUCCUCCUUGUUCUUCUGCUCCUCCUCUUCCUCUCCUUUAUCACCACUCUACUCCUCUUGUUUCUCCUCCACUCCCUCCUCCACCUCCUCCUGACUUUUUUACUCCUUACACUUCUGCCAUUUGUUCUCCUCUUUCUCCAUCCUCUUCUCCUGUCUCCCUGUCUCCUUCUCCUCCUCUUUCUUCUGUUCCUGUAGCUCCGUCUCUUCCUCCUCCUCCUCCUCCUCCUUCUCCCUGCUGCCCCUGCUCCUCCCUCCUGCCUCGCCUCCUCUCAGCUCACCGGUUGGAGGUGCGGCGCCUCCUGCGAGGAGCUCUGGCCUCCCUCGGCCGUCGUCUGGACUCUCUAGAGAGGAGGAGCAGGAGGAAGAGGAGGAAUAAGUGGAGCAGACAGAGAGGAGAAGAAGACGGAGCUGGUUUGGGAGCUGUCUCAUUUAGCUCCGCCCCCUCCCAUAGCCCCACCCACCCCCCACAUGUCACCACCUCCUCCUCAUCAUCCUCCUCAGACAGCGAGGACUCUCACACAUAUUCUAGUGUGAGCCUAUCAGAACAGAGGAGGAGGAGCAGAGGAGAGGAUGAGGAUGUGGAGGGGGGGGGGAGGAAGAGGAGAAGGAAGAACCACAAAGAAAACAGAGAAGAAGAAGAUGAGGAGAAGGAUGCUGGGAGAUUUGUGGGGCGGAUGGCGGUCUCCUUCAGAGGAGGACGAGGAGCAGAGGAGGAAGCGCUGCUCACUCUGCACAAAUUCAACCACAAGAAACACAGAAGAGAGGAGGGAGGAAGCAGCCAAUCAGAGAAGGCUGUCAGUAUCGUCAGGCAGAAUGGUUACAGAGUGCCACUGCUGUUGCUGCCACACAGCGUCUCCGGCUCCUCCUCCCAGCAGGCCCUGCACCUGCUGCAGUCAGCCCAGAGGGGUCAGACCUGUAGCCAAUCAGAAGCAUUCGACAUCUCUUCAGGCCAGUGGCGUUUCUCUGACAUCACCGCACCUCUCUCCUUCUUCUCCAAUCCCCAUGCUUUUCACUUAUGGCACCUAGGCUUCUCCUCCACCUCCACCUUUAGUCCCAUCCCCAUCCUGCGUCUCUCAGCAGUUGCCGUGGAGACCAUGUCAGAAUCAGUGAGGGGUGGAGCUUGUGUGAGUCCCCUGCGGCCCCUGAAGGACUGGACGGCCCCGCCCAGUCUGAGCAGUGACCACUGUUACGUGCGGUCGCCGAUACCCAGCCCCACAUUUUCUGCCCGGCGACAGCAGAAGCAACGGGCCAAUCACAGGUCGUUCCGACUUCGCCUCCCCCGUCUACAGCCCCUCCCCCUCCGUUCAGCCAAUGGACUGUCUGCUCCGCUUGCCAUUGGCCAAUCAGCAGUGAGCUCAGAGUUUCUCAGCGUAAAUGGAGAGAGUUGUAAACGAGUUUCACAGAUCCGAAUCCGCCGGGCUUCACCGCGGGAAACGCUGCUCACUCCGAUGGGACUGCCAAAAGUCAAAAGGUUAAAGAAGAAAGAGUUCAGUCUGGAGGAGAUUUACACCAACAAGAACUACAAAUCCCCCACUACCAAAAGGAGUCUGGAGACGAUCUUCGAGGAGCCACGUGAGAAGGAUGGAGCGCUGCUCUUGAUUGGCCAGCAGAGGAGGCGCAGGCUCCUCCUCUUCCCUGACUUCACUCAGCCCAGGAAAAGGAAGAGGCCUCAAGGGGCGGGACUUCCUGUUGCUAUGGUACCCAGGAAACGGGCAGCGGCCCGGAGACAUUGCCACGGUGCUGGUGAUGACGAGUCAGACCUGGACGUGAUGCUGGUGGAGCGACUGAGUGCGCUUGAAGACUUCCUGACACGUCAAGGCCUGGACGUGUGAGCUGUGACAUCACUUCCUGUCAGCUGACUAUAGGCCAAAUAAACAGAGCUGCUAGCAUGGCUGCUACCGCUGGUUACCAUGGUAAUGCAGUCAGCCCGUCAGUCUGAUGUAGCGGGGUUUGUUUUUAUUUUUUGCAGUGUUUUGAUUUGUUUUAGUUUGGAGUUUUUUACAGUGUCACUGAUUAAUGUGAAUUUACUGUCAGGAGGCCACGCCCACUGCACGGCUCAGGUGGCUUCACCUGUCAGGAGGCCACGCCCACUGCACGGCUCAGGUGGCUUCACCUGUCAGGAGGCCACGCCCACUGCACGGCUCAGGUGGCUUCACCUGUCAUUUCCUCUUUUGUUUUAUAAAGACUUCUCUGUAGUACUGUGAGUUUUUAAAGUGUAAUAUAUAUUUCUGCUGAAAAUGGGUCUAUUUUUGGAACAAAUAAAGUUUGUUUCUGCUCACUGA